Molecule: messenger RNA, 2644 nt
Organism: Hibiscus syriacus
Lineage: Eukaryota; Viridiplantae; Streptophyta; Magnoliopsida; Malvales; Malvaceae
Product: putative disease resistance protein RGA1
Exons: 1
Coding region: 58-2502 (814 amino acids)
Biological process (GO): defense response to other organism
Molecular function (GO): ADP binding
Source: RefSeq, a predicted model, not a curated record
GAGUGCUUCAUUUCAUUAGGCAAUUGCCUCUCUUUCUUUGCUCUUAAGAGUUCAACUAUGGCAGAAACGUUUUUGGCCCCUAUUGCAUCAGUGGUUCUGGAGAAAAUAGUCCGCGCCAUCGCUAACAAAGCUUACACGGCCUUCCUUGUCGACCGAGAUUUGAAGAAGCUCAAGGAGACCCUGAGCCGCAUUCAAGCCGUGCUUUUCGAUGCCGAGCGGCAGCAGCACCAGAACGAAAACCUGCGCCUCUGUAUGUGGAAGCUCAGAGACAUCUUUUAUGAUGCCGAGGAUGUUAUCGAUGAUUUCAAGUGUGAGGCUGUCCGCAAACAGGUAUCCAAUCAUUCCAACCUCGGCUUCCGGCGUAAAUUUUCUACUGGACGCUUGCACGGUACAUUCUCUCUGACAAUGAAUCAUAAAAUCAAAGAGAUCAAUCGGAGGCUAAGCGAACUUGCCGCCGAGUGGGACAGCUUUGGUCUAAGAGAGUGUAGCAACGACAACCGGCGUGUUUUUCAGAGAGACACUCACUCUUUUGUGAACUCUUGGGAUGUCAUUGGCAGAGAAGAUGAUAAAAGGAAAAUUAUUGAUCUUUUGAUGAGAUCAAGUGACCCUGUCAUCCCCAUUGUUGGAUUGGGCGGUCUAGGUAAAACCACGGUCGCUCAAUUGGUGUACAAUUAUCGUGAAGUUACUCGUCUUUUCCAACAGAAGCUCUGGGUCUGCGUUCCAAAGGAAUUUGAUCUUCCAAGUAUGCUCAAGCUGAUGAUUCACUCUAUUAACAGAGAAGAAAACUGUGAUAAUUCGGGGCUUGAUGCAUUGCAGAACUGUUUACGAAGUCUUUUGAAGGACAAGGAGUUUCUGCUCGUUCUAGACGAUGUCUGGAACGAUAAUCAAGAAAGAUGGGCCGACUUCAUAGAUAUAUUGAGCUCAAUGGGUGGCUGGUUCAAAAGCAAGAUCAUUGUGACCACUCGAAGUUUGACGGUUGCCUCGAUAAUAAGUCCGAUUCGCCCUAUUGAACUGGAAGGUCUCCCCCAUGAAGAUUGCUUGAGAUUGUUUAAGAAACGGGCUUUCAAAGAUGGUGAUGAGAGACGACAUCCAAAUCUCAUGAGAAUUGGGGAUGACAUUGUGAAAAGAUGCAAAGGAGUUCCUUUGGCUGUGAGAACAUUGGGAAGCCUAUUAUAUAGGAAAACAGAUGAAUCUUAUUGGAUCUCUGUAAGAGACAGUGAAAUGUGGAGACUCGAGCAAAGCGAUAAUAGUAUUUUACCGGUGUUGAAGUUGAGUUACGAUCAUUUACCGUCUCGUUUGCAACGAUGUUUCGCUUUUUUGGCAUUGUACAAAAAGGAUGAGAUUUACCGUAGCCAUGAAGUCAUCCAACUUUGGAUGGCAAAUGGACUGCUUGAGCAUCCAAGGGAAAACCAAGAGUGGGAAGCUGUUGGCGAUCGGUAUUUGUAUGAAUUACUGUCAAGGUGCCUCAUCGAGAAGGAGAAGGAUUACGGCACUUAUUUUGCCUUCAGAAUGCACGACCUGGUCCAUGAUCUUGCAUUGGAAGUGUCCCAAAAAGAGUGUAAAACGGUGAGUAACCGAACAACCGCCGAUGAAAAUGUUCGACAUUUAUCAUUUUCUGAUGACAAGCUAGAAAUAGUUCCACACUACUUGCAGAAACUGAGAAACGUUAGAACAGUGAUCAUCCAGGGGGUUUCGAAGCAAUCAAAUACCAUUGAGGAAUCACUAAUAAAUCUCUGUGUCUCCAAUUUCGAGCACCUGCGAGUACUUCGUCUACGAUCUCAAGCAUCAUUGACUGGUUUACAUAAGGACAUUGGUAAAUUGAAGCACUUAAGAGACCUCGACUUGGCCGGCUGUCGCAGCAUAACGGAACUCCCGAGAUCCUUCUACGAGCUCCGGUUGUUGCAAAAGCUAAGAAUGUCGGGAAUUCCUUUGAAACAACUACCCAAAAGCAUGAAAUGCUUGAUUGAGUUGAGAUAUCUGGAAAUAACUAUCAAAGCUAAGCAUUUGACAGAGAUUCAACAAGGAUGUUGGCCUUGUCUUCAACACUUGGGCUUGAUUGACUGCGACAAUUUAGAAUGUUUACCUGAAGGACUGAAGCAUCUUACAUCACUCGGAACACUUGAUCUCUUGGGUUGUUCUAAUCUUGUCUCAUUGCCAAGGAGCAUGAAAUUUCUAACCAGAUUACAAGUCCUCAGUAUAUCUUCAUGCAAAAGAAUCAAUUUACUAAUGGAACCAGAAGAGGGAGAUGUCAACCUUCAGUUGAGCCUCAAAACUUUGUCACUCUGGGAUUUGGAAGAGUUGAAAGAUUUGCCAGAAUUGCUUCUCAAAGGAUCUUCUUCGACUUUGCGGCGAAUACGAAUCGAAAGUUGCAACAACAUCGAAGCACUACCAGUGUGGCUGAAAGAUCUCACUUCACUUCAUGAACUUGAGAUUCUUGAUUGCCCAAAAAUGCCUACUCUACCGGAGGAAAUGGACUGGACUGGACUGGACUGGACUCGUUAAGCAUCUACAAGGGUAAAAAACUGCUCACAUCCAAAAAUUGAUAUCAAAUCAAAUACAAUUUGAGGUAUGUAGUAAAAUUGUAAAUUCUCUGUAUUUUAUUUCAUAGCCUUUUCUUCACUUGGGUUAAUCAACAAAAGCUUAA